Callorhinchus milii (elephant shark) is the source of this 1436-nucleotide messenger RNA. It is a transcript of the gene ska2, whose product is annotated as spindle and kinetochore associated complex subunit 2. Gene Ontology annotation, molecular function: microtubule binding. Lineage: Eukaryota; Metazoa; Chordata; Chondrichthyes; Chimaeriformes; Callorhinchidae. Gene Ontology annotation, biological process: mitotic cell cycle; chromosome segregation; cell division. The record is from RefSeq and is a predicted model, not a curated record. Gene Ontology annotation, cellular component: outer kinetochore; spindle microtubule. The coding region runs from base 25 to 720 and encodes 231 amino acids. The transcript is spliced from 7 exons.
CCUUUGGAAUGUAAACUAUUCAAUAUGGAGACCGCGGUCAACAAGCUGGAAGCGAUGUUCCAGAAGGCAGAGUCUGACCUGGAUUAUAUUGAGCACAAACUGGAGUUUGAGUUGGUGAAAAUUCUUCCCCAGAACGUAUCUUCAAAGAACAAUCCAGUAAAACUGCUUGAAAUAGCGAAGGUAAUAAAAUCUCGUUAUCGCGACUUGUCUGCAGAAGCAGAUCAGAUUGCUGCAGAGCAAAGGGAAUCGAUGGAUUUCAUACGUUCACAACUUGCCACCACACUGCAAGUCUUGCACAAGUUACAGGAACAGAGUGACCUAAAGUUUCCUCCACUGACUGAGGAGGAGCAGGCGGCUAUUCAAAACAUUCUGAAAUUUGAGGUUUCAGUUGACGCAGGCCCGAGUGAGUCCAGCGAGGAUGCUUGUGCAGAGUCCACAAAACCGAUCGCAGCGGAUGAAGGCCCCGAAUUUGAACCAAUCAGUGGGAAGAUGUUCAAGUCUGUACCACAGGAUGUAAGAUUGACUGUUAAACUGCCUGAUCUGAACACGUUUUAUAGACAGCUGUUUGACCACUUCAAAAAGAACAAAGACUGUACUCCACUAAGUGUGUUAAAGAUGAACAAGCUGAAUAUGAAAGUGACUGAAGCCAAGAUAAAAACACUCAAGACCCUUGAAGUAAUUCAACUGGAUAAAAAAGGACACGUCAGACUCUCCUUGUAAUUACUGGAAGUGUCCAAGAUAAAGGGGAUUCUUUCAUUCAGUUCCUUUUGUAACAUAUUUAUAUAAUUUCACCAGAGAUGUACCAAACACAGCUCACUAUCUGCAAGUCUGUUGAACUUUGAAGGUCAUAAGUGUUUAGUAUGAUUUUCGGGGAAAUAAUCAGACAUAAUGUAACUAAUCUGCGUAACCAAUGUCUCCCCAUAUGAAAUACAGUCUCAAGGCUAGUUCCUUCCCUGCAGGGAGAAGAGCCAGAUCCACGUUAGCAUUUGUAUUACAUUACCUGUAAUUAUCUUCCCCCAAAAAUCUAAUCUAGUUGGGACUUAAACCAUCGUUGCCUUUAUUGUCUUUUGAUUUCCCAAUGCUGGGGUGGGAUAGAGAAUAAAAUGUAUUUAUUUUAGGGUUGGACUUUUCCUUGUACAAUUCAACACAUUCCAGGUAAUUAAUGUCAGUGAUAUUGUUCUAAAGAAACUUAAUCAAACGUGUAAUUCAGUUUGAAGCUUAAAGCACUGUAUCUGAUCGAUCACUAAAGGUAGAGGUCACAAAUGAGCCUCAGAUAAGGAUUACUUAUUUUGUGAAGUAUUUUAUUUUAUGGACAAACUAUUUGCACUCUACUUGUUCACUUUUAUAAUUCAACUGUUUUAGGGGUACGGAUGAAGUGAUGCAACACGAGAGUCGAUGUUUAAUGUUGAAUAAAGUGAAACAUGAUUUGUAACGGA